UAAGCAAUUGUUGAAUCAUAAAGUAAAAUGCGUAAAAACACAGAAUCUGACACACCAGAACAAGAAAUCGUGGAUAAAGAACGAGAAGAAAUUAUUAACGGUAAACCCUUGGAUCUGGACGAUGUGUUGAUUAACGAGCUAGGGCAAUUCGGGUGCUUUCAAAUGAGAAAUAUUCUACUGGUCACGAUACCUAUUAUGAUGUCCGCUUUCAUGAGUGAAUAUAUAUUUUCUGCAGCCGCAAUACCGCAUAGAUGUCGAAUCCCAGAAUGCAAUGAACAAGAUAAAUCUCAAAAGUAUGAUCCCGAAUGGAUAUUGAACGUGCUACCGCAGACCAGCUCAGGGUUUUCAAGUUGUGAAAGAUAUGUUCUGUUGAAUCUCAAUACCAAAGGAUCUCUCGAAUCUUGUCCUGCCAGUCUGUUUAAUCAAACAAAAACCAUAGAUUGUGACGGGUACGUGUACUCGAAAGACAAUUCCGUGGUCUACGAUUUUGACCUCGGAUGUCAGGAUUGGUUGAGGGCUUUGGCUGGGACUCUCAACAGCGUGGGCAUUUUAUUGGCGAUGCCGAUCACAGGAUACAUUUCGGAUCGCUUCGGACGAAGAUUUGCACUUGUCGUCAAUGUAUUUAAUUUAAGUCUUAUUGGCUUAAUUCGAGCUUUCUCUGUCAACUACACGAUGUACAUGGCGCUUCAAAUCGUCCAAACUACGCUCGGCGCCGGCACAUUCAGUUCAGCUUAUAUUUUCGCCGCAGAGCUGGUCGGUCCAAAAUACCGUGUGGUUACAAGUGCGACUUUGUCCUCAAUCUUCGCAACAGGGCAAGUAGUGCUUGGUGCUGUAGCUUGGCUGGUUCAACCUUGGCGUUACAUGAUCAUGGCUCUUCAUAUCCCUGGCUUCCUGGUGAUAAGUUACUACGCUAUUCUACCGGAGAGUGUUCGUUGGUUACUGUCUAAACGAAAGUACGUUGAAGCGACGAAGGUGUUGGAAACAGUGGCUAGGUUGAAUAAGACGCAAAUAAGUGAUAAAUCUUUGGAAGCAUUGAUAAAUAAUUCGAAACACUCAAAGCCUCAUUUAAAGGAAGGGAAUAGAAGCCUAACGGCGUCGAUCGUGCGCUCUCCGGUGUUGCUCCGGCGAGUGUGCACCACGCCCGUCUGGUGGAUUACUACUGUAUUCGUGUAUUACGGACUGUCCAUCGAUUCGACGAGUCUCUCGGACACAAUAUAUUUGAAUUACAUUUUGACCUGUGCUAUUGAAAUUCCGGGUUUCUUCACUGCAGUUCUGGUACUCGACAGGGUUGGUAGAAGAGCAACUCUAUCGUCCGGGUUUUUCUUUAGUGCUGUAUGUAACAUUGUUUUCGUCUUCAUUCCCAAUGAUUUGUCUGUUCUCCGACUCAUUAUUUACCUGUUAGGGAAAUUUGGUAUUUCAAUGGUGAUGACGUCAUUGUACUUAUAUACAUCAGAACUGUACCCAACUGAGUUCCGUCACAGUCUGCUCGCCUUCUCCUCCAUGAUUGGGCGAAUCGGAUCUAUUACGGCUCCUCUGACUCCAGUACUUAUGGAAUACUGGCAUGGUAUACCCUCGUUGAUGUUUGGAGGAAUGGGAAUCCUCUCAGGUAUUCUGGUGCUCACGCAGCCUGAAACAUUAGGGACCAAGAUGCCGGACACCUUGGCUGAGGCAGAAGCGCUUGGAAGAACAGACCGCUCUCAAAGAACUUGUUAAUUUUACCAAGACCAGCUGGAUCUACCA
Nymphalis io (European peacock) is the source of this 1740-nucleotide messenger RNA. RefSeq names its product organic cation transporter protein-like. The record is from RefSeq and is a predicted model, not a curated record. Gene Ontology annotation, cellular component: membrane. Gene Ontology annotation, molecular function: transmembrane transporter activity. Lineage: Eukaryota; Metazoa; Arthropoda; Insecta; Lepidoptera; Nymphalidae. The transcript has 7 exons. Gene Ontology annotation, biological process: transmembrane transport. Bases 28 to 1713 code for a protein of 561 amino acids.